UUUCUUCUGCCGGCUAGUGCGCCACUCGACGCAUGCGCAGUAGCGCAGUCGAGUGCGUAGUGGCUACUGCCGGUGUAGGUCCCGGAAGAGACGCGCACUCCUUGGGCGUUAAGGGUUCGCGUGCCGUAGGGUCGUUUCAGCCGAGCACUUAGAGUCCCCGCGAGCUCGAGAUCUGUGAGCAGCCACCAUGUCGAUCUUUACCCCCACCAACCAGAUCCGACUGACCAAUGUGGCCGUGGUGCGGAUGAAGCGGGGAGGGAAGCGCUUCGAAAUCGCCUGCUAUAAAAACAAGGUCGUCGGCUGGCGGAGUGGCGUGGAAAAAGACCUUGAUGAAGUUCUGCAGACCCAUUCAGUGUUUGUAAAUGUUUCCAAAGGUCAGGUUGCCAAGAAGGAAGACCUCCUCAGUGCAUUUGGGACAGAUGACCAGACUGAAAUCUGCAAGCAGAUUUUGACUAAAGGAGAAGUUCAAGUGUCAGAUAAAGAACGGCACACACAGCUGGAACAGAUGUUUAGGGACAUUGCCACCAUUGUGGCAGACAAGUGUGUGAACCCGGAAACAAAGAGACCCUACACCGUUAUCCUCAUCGAGAGAGCCAUGAAGGACAUCCACUACUCCGUCAAACCCAACAAAAGCACAAAACAGCAGGCUCUGGAAGUGAUAAAGCAGCUGAAAGAGAAGAUGAAGAUAGAGCGGGCGCACAUGCGACUGCGCUUUAUCCUGCCGGUGAACGAAGGGAAGAAGCUGAAGGAAAAGCUAAAGCCUCUGAUGAAGGUCGUGGAGAGCGAGGACUACAGCCAGCAGCUGGAGAUCGUAUGCCUCAUCGACCCAGGCUGCUUCAGGGAAGUUGAUGAGCUAAUAAAAAAGGAAACCAAAGGCAAGGGUUCUCUGGAAGUGCUCAGUCUGAAGGACGUGGAGGAAGGAGAUGAGAAGUUUGAAUGACACCGCCCAGCUUCUCAGCUGCAGCACGACCGCGGACACUUGUUCCUGACAGCAGCAGGAGCAGCUCUUUUCUGUGACCUGCCAAGAGCCCUGCUCAAGUGAUGUGCCACUUUCCAUCUUGUGUUAAAACAUUUGCCCAGGUACCUGGGUAUUUUUGUUGUCAGCUGGGGUUUCCAGCAAAAAUGAAAAAUAACGCAAAAUACAGAGUCCAGACCGCUCUUCACUGCUGUGUAUGCCUUUCUAGUUCCAAAGGGAAGACCAGAGACAGCGUUGGUGGAUAAGAAGGUAGGGUCAGUCCAUGACAGAUCAUUGGAGAGGGGUCUGUAACAAAGGGGGGACGCUUGCUGGGAAGGAAGAGGUGGUGUUUCUGCAUAAUGAAGUCCAGGUCUGGGGUGUGAGCAUGGAGAAAACCUGGUUCCCUACCAAUGGAUAUAUAAUGACUAGGGAGAGGUUGAAUUUUUAAUUUUCAACAAACAUGAUACCACAACUGACUUAGUUAGAUUAUUCUUGGGAAAAUAUAUAAAGUCAUUUAAUACUAAUUCUUAAAGGUUUAUAAUUAUAUGUUAGAAUAGUUACAAUUAUAUGUAAUCAAUAAAACUUAUUUUUAUUAA
Molecule: messenger RNA, 1551 nt
Organism: Grammomys surdaster
Lineage: Eukaryota; Metazoa; Chordata; Mammalia; Rodentia; Muridae
Gene: Sbds
Product: SBDS ribosome maturation factor
Exons: 5
Coding region: 188-940 (250 amino acids)
Biological process (GO): ribosome biogenesis; cytosolic ribosome assembly
Source: RefSeq, a predicted model, not a curated record